This is a messenger RNA of Bactrocera tryoni, 789 nucleotides long. RefSeq names its product cell division protein ZipA-like. Bases 1 to 789 code for a protein of 262 amino acids. Lineage: Eukaryota; Metazoa; Arthropoda; Insecta; Diptera; Tephritidae. The transcript has 3 exons. The record is from RefSeq and is a predicted model, not a curated record.
AUGGAUACGAAGUAUGUGAACUUCUGUCGUUGCUUCGUCAUUUUGGUGUUGUUGCAGACAUUUAUGCCACCGGGGGCAGAGAGCAAGCCUUUGCCUGGAAAGAAAGCAAAUAUGGCGCUCAGCGCCUUGGCUGGCAUGACCGCAGGCCAUUUGAUAGGACGUGCCGUCGCCGCUCGUCGUGAGAAAAAGGAAAAACUAGAUAUGAGCGAACACUUGCCACCAAAUUGUAGAAGAGAGGUUAGAACUGAACGGGAUAAGGAAGACUGGAACAAAUUCAUUGAAACCAAAUACAUUGUAUGCGAUCCGCUUCCAAAUCAACCGCAACAGCCACAACAACAACAAAUUCAAAUUGUCCAGCCAUCGGCGGUAGUACCCGCUCAGCCAGCCGCGCCAGCUGUUCAACCGGCUGUUGUUCCGCAGCCAAGUCAGGAGCAGCCCGCAGGCUACCAACAACCCGCAUUGACUGGUCCGCCAAUCGGAUUUGUCCAACCUCCUCAGCAAGCCGGUCAACCGUCAGCACAAGCUCCACAAAUAGUCCAAUCCCCACAACCGGUUCCACCAGUUCAGACAGUACAAAUGCCACAAGGUGGCCAAACAGGCCCACAACCAAUGCAACCAGUUCAAGUGGUUCAACAGGCUCAACCUGCCCAACCGGCUCAAGGCCCUUCACAAGUAUUUGUUAUGUCGAAGAAAACGGGUUACUUCAAAAAGAACUCUGCCGACAAGUUACUGCAAACCAAUCUCGUCCUGAUGAUGAUGAUGGCUUUCCUACUCAUUUGGUUCCAGUAG